CCGAGGCUUCGACUCGUAGACCCCGACGAAUCGCAAAUCGAGCCAGUGCAUUUCGUAAGCUGGGUAAUACAGACUUGGCCCAGAAGCAAGAUAUUGCGGCCCUGUACGCCUAAUUCGGAUCGUGAUGGGGGGGUUUCGCAGGAUUUCACAUGACAUGAUCCGAGCGGCGAAGUCUAGUGCCCCGCGCAUCGCGACAGGUGUGCGACGAGGCGCGCAAGAGCGACAGUUUAUAACAACACGAUCCUGCCGUACAGUAUCUACAUUUACGCGCCGAACCCUGAGCAUCACUCCUACACAACCAGCUAGACGCACUUUCUGGAACACCAGCAACGACACAGACAUGGCAUCCGCAACUACCUUCUUCGACUUCAAGCCCAAAGACAAGCGCGGUGUCGAGUACCCGCUGUCGAAACUGAACGGCAAAGUCGUGCUCGUCGUCAACACCGCGUCCAAGUGCGGCUUCACACCGCAGUUCGCCGGCCUUGAGAAGCUGUACAAGGACCUUAAGGCGCAGUACGCCGACCAGUUCGAGAUCAUCGGCUUCCCGUGCAACCAGUUCGGCGGCCAGGACCCCGGGAGCAACGACCAGAUCCAGGAGUUCUGCCAACUCAACUACGGCGUCUCGUUCCCCAUCCUGGGCAAGAUCGAUGUCAACGGCGACGGCGCAGACCCCACCUUCGAGUGGCUCAAGAACGAGAAGGCCGGCCUCAUGGGCCUGAAGCGCGUCAAGUGGAACUUUGAGAAGUUCCUUGUUGGCAAGGACGGCAAGGUCAAGGGCCGCUGGGCCAGCACCAAGAAGCCCGAGGACCUCAAGGCCGACAUCGUCAAGGAGAUCGAGGCGAAGUAGGCUUGCUGCUGUGCAGUGCAGAGGGACAGCGGAGGGCGCGGAGACGGCGUGAGAGCCGAACUAUGAUACCACAAAUUGCAUAGGAAGGGAUAAAUGACAUACAUGUUAAUGA
This is a messenger RNA of Boeremia exigua, 959 nucleotides long. RefSeq names its product thioredoxin-like protein. The record is from RefSeq and is a predicted model, not a curated record. Bases 125 to 847 code for a protein of 240 amino acids. Gene Ontology annotation, molecular function: glutathione peroxidase activity. Gene Ontology annotation, biological process: response to oxidative stress. NCBI's taxonomy places the organism in Eukaryota, Fungi, Ascomycota, Dothideomycetes, Pleosporales, Didymellaceae. The transcript is spliced from 3 exons.